Messenger RNA from Oncorhynchus masou masou (cherry salmon), 3723 nucleotides. RefSeq names its product poly(ADP-ribose) glycohydrolase-like. The transcript has 19 exons. The record is from RefSeq and is a predicted model, not a curated record. The coding region runs from base 89 to 3118 and encodes 1009 amino acids. Gene Ontology annotation, biological process: ATP generation from poly-ADP-D-ribose; carbohydrate metabolic process; regulation of DNA repair. Gene Ontology annotation, molecular function: zinc ion binding; poly(ADP-ribose) glycohydrolase activity. NCBI's taxonomy places the organism in Eukaryota, Metazoa, Chordata, Actinopteri, Salmoniformes, Salmonidae. Gene Ontology annotation, cellular component: nucleus; cytoplasm.
CCCUUCCACAAAUUCUCUUCUGAGGAAACGAAACUGAUCCGAGUCUCUCUGUCGUCUGUCUGUGUGUGAGUGAACAACAACAGUCUAAAUGGCUCAGCAGGGAGUUCUACUGGACCAGGACCAGUUCUGUUGUUCUGUCUGUCUGGAUCUACUGGAGGAAACGGUGGCUAUUCCCUGUGGACACAGUUACUGUAGAAGCUGUGUUGAGGGCUACUGGGAUCAGGAUGAUCAGGGCAUCUACAGUUGUCCUCAGUGCAGACAGACCUUCACUCCAAGGCCUACUCUGAGGAAAAAUAACAUGUUGGCUGAGGUGGUGGAGACACUGCAGAAGACAGGACUCCAGGCUGCUCCCCCUCCUCUGUGCUAUGUUGGACCUGGAGAUGUGGCGUGUGAUUUCUGCACUGGGACCAGAAAGCAGAAAGCCUUCAUGUCCUGUCUGGUGUGUCUGGUGUCUUACUGUGAGACUCACCUCCAGCCUCACUAUGAUGUUCCUGGACUAAAGAAACACAAGCUGGUCAAAGCCACUGCACAACUACAGGAGAAGAUCUGCUCUCAUCAUGAACAACUGCUGGAGGUUUACUGUCGUACCGAUCAACAGUGCAUCUGUUAUCAUUGUGUGAUGGAUAAACAUAAAGGCCAUGAUACAGUGGCAGCUGCAGCGGAGAGGACUGAAAUACAGAGUCAGCUGGGGAUGAGUCAGCAGAAUGUCCAGCAGAAUGUCCAGGAGAGAGAGAAGGUGCUGAAGGAGAUCCAACAGGCUGUGGAGUCUCUUAAGCGUUCUGCAAAUGCAGCAGUGGAUGACAGUGAGAGGAUCUUUACUGAACUGAUCCGCUCCAUGGAGGAAAGGCGCUCUGAGGUGAAGGUGCUGAUCAGAGCUCAGGAGAAGGCUGAAGUGAGUCGUGCUGAAGGUCUACUGGAGCCACUGAAACAGGAGAUAGUUGAGUUGAGGAGGAGAGAUGCUGAGCUGGAGAAACUCUCACACACAGAGGAUCACAUCCAUUUCCUUCAGAGUUAUCAAUCUCUCUCCAGUCCCAGUGUAUCUUCAGACUUGCCCAGCAUCAUUGUCUGUCCUCUUCAGUACUUUGGAGAUGUGAAUAAGUCUUUGUCUGAGCUGAGAGUGAAAGUAGAAGACCUCCUUAAAGGAGAAUGGACCAAGAUCUCCACUACAGGGAUAGCAUGUCAUAACAACCACAGCUCCCAGACGAAUGCUGCUCUGCAGCAAGACGACCCCAUGGAGGACAAGGACAGGGGUCAGGAGGUCAAAGGCCGCGAGAUCCCUGUUGGAAACUUGGUCGACGUUGACAGCACUCCGGUCGCCAAAUCACUGCAUGGAGACAGUGAGAGAGAAAGCGAUGGAGAAAGGAAGAAAGAGGAAGAAAGACAGAAACAUAAGGAAAUGGAAAGUGAGAAAAAGAGGGAUGGCGGGAGGGAAGUUGAAAUGGAUGGAGCAAGGGUAGGAGAGAGGGAUGGAACAACUGAAAGAGAGAUGGAGGGGGUGAGAGACGAAGCGAUGGAUAUAGGGUGGGAAAACAAGAGGGAUGGAACAAGAGAAGGAGUGAAGGGUGAGGAGGAGAAGAGGUUGUGCUGCUCUCUCUCUCAGCUGAAGAAAGUCCCUGAGUGUCACAAGGAGCUGGAGCCGCUGUCCGUCAGCAGAACUCACAACGUCCUCAUAGAUGUGAAUGAGUUCCACCAUGAAAGGACAUUGAAACCUCAUUUUGGACAUCAUGUGUGGCACCGUGACUUUGUUAAGAUGCCCUGCUCACCAGAAAGCCUCAUGAAGACUGGAUGGGUAUCCAGCUCUGAGCGAAGUCGGUGGAAGGUGGUCUGUAAACAGCUGGAGAGUCUGGCCAAGAAGACCACUGCAUCAGUGGGUGAUGUAGAGAAAGCCAUAAAGAAAUACAACCCAAAGUAUGAAGAUCAAUGGUCCUUUGAUGCCCUGCAUACCUUUGUUCAGAAAUCACCCAAAGAAGAGGCAUUCUACAUGUCUGUUUUUCCUAAGAUAGCAGAGCUGGCCUCCAGCCUGCCUCACUAUAUCAAGAAGGCUAUCCCUCUACUCCAGAAGGGCCAGACUCAGUCCAUCACGUUGUCCCAGAGACAGAUAGCUUGUCUGCUGGCCAAUGCCUUCUACUGCACCUUCCCCCACCGCAACUCUCCCAACCCCAGAGCAGAGUACCACAACUACCCCACCAUCAACUUUAACAGUCUGUUUGAAAAGUGGUCUGAGAGGAAGAGAGAGAAGCUGAGAGCCCUCCUUCAUUACUUCCACACUGUCACAGACCCAGCGACCAGGCCCAAUGGACUGGUGACCUUUGAGAGGCGCUACAUCAGAGACAGAGACAUGCCCUACUGGGGGAGUUGCAAAGAGACUGUUCCUAAACUCCAUGUCACCUCAGAAGGCUGCAUAGAGGAACAGGGAGCAGGGAUGUUACAGGCAGACUUUGCCUGUAACAUGAUAGGAGGUGGAGUGUUGGGCUCAGGUCUGGUUCAGGAGGAGAUUCUGUUCCUGAUGAACCCUGAACUCAUCGUAUCUCGACUCUUCACUGAGAAACUAGGAGACAAUGAGUGUCUCUUCAUCACAGGUUCUCAACAGUUCAGUCAGUACAGUGGCUACAGUGACACUUUUAAGUGGGAAGGGCCUCACAGAGACGACAUUGAGAGGGAUGAGUGGCAGAGGCUACACAGACAGAUUGUGGCCAUGGAUGCUCUCCACUUCAGACACCAGAGAGAACAGUACAACAUGAAAAAGGUCACCAGGGAACUCAACAAGGCGUACUGUGGUUUUAAGGCAGAUGACAACACUUACCCAGACUUCCUUCCUGACAUCGCCACGGGAAACUGGGGCUGCGGAGCCUUCAAUGGAGACCCCAAACUUAAAGCUCUGGUCCAGCUGAUGGCUGCAGCCAGGGCCAAGAGGGGCGUGGCCUUCUUCACAUUCAAGAACUUAAUCUUGGAGAGAGAGCUGCAGGACAUGCACCACCUACUGGUCACACACAGAACUACAGUGGGUGAGCUGUAUGAGUUGCUGGUUGACUACUGUGCUGUGAUACAGUUGGCUCACACACAUGUGGACCUGUUUGACUGGAUCAGGAAUACCCUGAAACACAGGAGUCAGCUGUGAGGACACAUCUACAUACUCUAAAGGAGCUUUCUUUCCUUGUCUCCUUUCCUUUUUUCACAUUAUUGAGAUGCACCCCAGAGAUAGAGUGGCUCUAUGAAUGAUCUGUGGAUAGAAACAUGGUACAAUUCCAAGUAAUGGUUGAUUAUGAAUGUGUUUGUCUUUUCAAUAGUUAAACUGUUUCUAAAUCAAACUGAUACAUUUGUAACUACUGCAUACUGAACUAUUUAGAAAACGACUAAAUGUGAUGAUAAAACGAAGAUAAUGAAAUGAUGUCAACAAAAUCAGGGGUCCUGCGUUUUGAUUUAUAGACACUGGAAACUAUGCACAUAACAGGAGGUUGGUGGCACCUUCAUUUUGGAGAACGGGCUCGUGGUCAUGGAGUGGAAUCAGUGGAUUGGUAUCAAAUACAUCAAACAUGUGGUUUCUAUGUGUUUGAUGCCGUUCCAAUUUCUCCUUCCGGCCAUUAUUAUGAGCAGUUCUCCUCUCAGCAGCCUGCUGUGAUGCACAAGAAGUGUACUGUAAAAUACUCGAGAAUUAUUAUUAUUUUUAAAUGAUUAAUAAAUUCCUCUUUAUUAUCCAGUAAUAAAUUCCUCUUUUAUAAUCCA